Lizanozyma spartinae is the source of this 1707-nucleotide messenger RNA. It is a transcript of the gene HSP60, whose product is annotated as chaperone ATPase. Gene Ontology annotation, cellular component: mitochondrial inner membrane; mitochondrial matrix. The record is from RefSeq and is a predicted model, not a curated record. Gene Ontology annotation, biological process: mitochondrial unfolded protein response; protein refolding; apoptotic mitochondrial changes. The transcript has a single exon. Gene Ontology annotation, molecular function: protein-folding chaperone binding; ATP binding; ATP-dependent protein folding chaperone. The coding region runs from base 1 to 1707 and encodes 568 amino acids. NCBI's taxonomy places the organism in Eukaryota, Fungi, Ascomycota, Pichiomycetes, Serinales, Debaryomycetaceae.
AUGUUGAGAAACAGCAGCCGUAGUUCCUUGAAGCAGUUGGUGCGUCAUUACUCUCAUAAGCAGUUAAAGUUUGGUGUUGAAGGUAGAGCAGCCCUUUUAAAAGGUGUUAACACUUUGGCCGAUGCUGUGUCAGUUACUUUGGGUCCAAAGGGUAGAAAUGUUUUGAUCGAGCAAUCCUUUGGUGCUCCAAAGAUCACCAAGGAUGGUGUCACUGUUGCUCGUGCUAUUACUUUGGAAGAUAAGUUUGAAGAUUUGGGUGCCAAGUUGUUACAAGAAGUUGCUUCUAAAACCAACGAAUCUGCUGGUGAUGGUACUACUUCUGCCACUGUUUUAGGUAGAUCCAUCUUCACUGAAUCUGUCAAGAACGUGGCUGCAGGUUGUAACCCUAUGGAUUUGAGAAGAGGUUCUCAAGCUGCUGUUGAAGCUGUGGUUGAAUUCUUACAACAAAACAAAAAGGAUAUUACCACCUCUGAAGAAAUCGCCCAAGUGGCCACUAUUUCUGCUAACGGUGACACUCACAUUGGUAACUUGUUGGCUCUGGCCAUGGAAAAGGUUGGUAAGGAAGGUGUCAUUACCGUUAAGGAAGGUAAAACUUUGGAAGAUGAAUUGGAAGUCACCGAAGGUAUGAGAUUCGACAGAGGUUACAUUUCUCCUUAUUUUAUCACUGACACCAAAUCUGGUAAGGUUGAAUUUGAAAACCCAUUGGUUUUAUUGAGUGAAAAGAAGAUCUCUACUAUCCAAGACAUCUUACCCUCCUUGGAAAUCUCCAACCAACAAAGAAGACCAUUGUUGAUUUUGGCUGAAGAUAUUGAUGGUGAAGCUUUGGCUGCUUGUAUUUUGAACAAGUUAAGAGGUCAAGUUCAAGUUUGUGCUGUCAAGGCUCCAGGUUUUGGUGACAACAGAAAGAACACUUUAGGUGAUAUUGCCAUUUUAACUGGUGGUACUGUUUUCACUGAAGAAUUGGACUUGAAGCCAGAAAAUGCCACUGUUGAAUUGUUGGGUAAGGCUGGUUCUAUAUCCAUCACCAAGGAAGACACUGUAGUUUUGAACGGUGAGGGUGCAAAGGAAAACAUUCAAUCCAGAUGUGAACAAAUCAGAACUGUUAUUGACGAUGCCGCCACUUCUGAUUAUGAAAAGGAAAAGUUACAAGAAAGAUUGGCCAAGUUAUCUGGUGGUGUUGCUGUUGUCAAGGUUGGUGGUGCUUCUGAAGUUGAAGUUGGUGAAAAGAAGGAUCGUUAUGAAGAUGCCUUAAACGCUACCAGAGCUGCUGUUCAAGAAGGUAUUUUACCUGGUGGAGGUACUGCUUUGAUUAAAGCCAGUAGAACUUUGGAUAACAUCAAGACUGCCAACUUUGACCAAAAGUUGGGUGUUGAUAUCAUCAAAUCUGCCAUUUCCAAACCAGCCAGAAGAAUUAUUGAAAACGCCGGUGAAGAAGGUGCUGUUAUUGUGGGCAAGAUCUAUGAUGAACCUUCUUUCAACAUUGGUUACGACUCCUCUAAAGGUGAAUUCACAGACAUGAUUGCUGCUGGUAUCAUUGAUCCUUUUAAGGUUGUCAAGAAUGGGUUAGUCGAUGCCUCCUCUGUGGCUUCAUUGUUGGCUACUACUGAAUGUGCCAUUGUGGAUUCUCCUGAACCUAAGGGUCCUGCUGGUGGCGCUCCUCCUCCAGGUAUGGGUGGUAUGGGUGGUAUGCCUGGUAUGGGUUUCUAA